UUCCUGGAUAAUAGGCCUUUGAGUCAAAAAGGAUAAACUAGGGUCAAAGGAUAACGGUGAUGCAGCAGUAUUUGUGAAGUGGUCUCAGAAACAACAACCAACACAUACACAUCUUUUCUUACUUUGGAGAUGUCAAAAGAGCAAGUUAGCGGUGAGAACAUGCAGCUCAGUGAGGAACAGCUGCAUCAGAUAGAGCAAAACAGACGCGCUGCACUGGAACGACUGGCCAAACGAAAUGUACCUGUACCCGUUGGUGAAAGCUGGCGAAAAAAAAUUGGGACUGAAUUUACGAAACCUUAUUUUACAAAACUAAUGUCUUUUGUUACAAUGGAGAGGAAAUGCUUUACUGUGUAUCCCAGCCCUGAGCAGGUGUUUCAUUGUACAACUCUGUGUGCAAUUGAAGAUGUAAAAGUGGUCAUUCUUGGACAAGACCCCUAUCACCAUCCAGGUCAGGCUCAUGGUUUGGCCUUCAGUGUGCUGAGGCCUAAACCUCCUCCUCCUAGUUUGGAAAACAUAUUUAUGGAGCUGAAAGAAGAUAUUGUUGGCUUCCGGCACCCAGGUCAUGGAGACCUCACAGGAUGGGCUAAACAGGGUGUUCUGCUGCUGAAUUCUGUGUUAACAGUGAGGGCUCAUCAACCCACCUCUCAUGAGGGUCAAGGCUGGGAGAUCUUCACAGAUGCUGUGGUCCUGUGGCUCAGCAGGAACCUCAAUGGCCUGGUCUUUCUGCUUUGGGGCUCUUAUGCUCAGAGGAAAGGCAGAGUGAUUGACAGAAAACGUCAUCGUGUCCUUGAGACUUCACAUCCAUCACAUUACUCAGCACAUUUAGGCUUCUUUGGAUGCAGGCACUUCUCUAAAACUAACACGCUACUUAAAGCAUCCGGAAAGAAGCCGAUUGAUUGGACAGCUCUCUGACAUUAUGUUAUUUAUUUUUUUAAACUCUUUUUUUUUUUGUAAAACAGAGAGGCUGUGAAAAUUAAAUAUUAUACAUUAAAUGUUUUGUAUUGCAUAGUGCAGUUAUGGUGCAAAUGGGUCACAGCCACCGGCUGAACUUGAAAUCAUCUAUGUUGUUAUAUCUACAUGUUGACCUUGUAAACAUGUUGUGAAAUAUAUUCAUAAACGGUAUUCAUAUUCAUUCAUUGUACACCACAUAUUUCAGCUAAACGUUAAAAACUAAAAAGUGUUGUUUGAUCAUUUUAGAACUAUAAGUUAAGAACUAGCGACAUUAAUCCCUUUAAAGAGGUUUAAACUACUGC
Messenger RNA from Labeo rohita (rohu), 1253 nucleotides. RefSeq names its product uracil DNA glycosylase b (gene ungb). Gene Ontology annotation, cellular component: nucleus; mitochondrion. The record is from RefSeq and is a predicted model, not a curated record. NCBI's taxonomy places the organism in Eukaryota, Metazoa, Chordata, Actinopteri, Cypriniformes, Cyprinidae. Bases 130 to 912 code for a protein of 260 amino acids. Gene Ontology annotation, molecular function: uracil DNA N-glycosylase activity. The transcript has 8 exons. Gene Ontology annotation, biological process: base-excision repair, AP site formation via deaminated base removal; base-excision repair.